AUGGAAUCGUCUGCGCGUCGGUGGCAAUCCAACGAAGCUCACACCCUUCUGCGCGUCUUUAACGCUUGGAAGAAUCGUGCGAUGCCCAAAGAGCUUCGUGACUACGACAUCUUGGAGGCACAGAACCUAGCUCUCAGUCUUGCCAUAAAGCGGUACGAGAACUACCGUCCCGUGGCAGGUUGUGUACCCUACUAUAUUCGCAGACAAGAUGUUGAAGAGGCUUACUUCCGCAAGUACUUGUGGCAGGGUCCUCGUCCUUCUUUCAGUGACGAAGUUUGGAAACGAGUCGAGGAUGCUUGGACUCGUGCGAACCAAGAAGCCUACAGCCUUUGCUAUGAUGACUUCGGAAGCUAUGUCCAAAAGCUGUUGCAUCCCAUCCUUGGCUACCCCGUGCAGGUCGUUUGGAAUUGGGCUUCACGUGCAGCGUGCAAGUUGGUUGACUUACGCAUCCGUGUCAGUGAGAACAGCCCCGCGCACAAAAUCACUUACGGCAUCGUCAAACGGGCAUUAUGGGAACAUCAUCGCUGUCUUGACUACGAUUCGCUUCACCUCGGGCAGUUCCACUCCGGCGACGAGACAAGAUGGGAGCGGUUUGAGCUACACGAGGGGGAUGCUACAAUCAUUGGUGAACUUCUUCAAGUUGAAAAUGUUCUUGAAGCCAAUUACUUUCCAGGACACCGGUGA
Messenger RNA from Symbiodinium natans, 684 nucleotides. NCBI's taxonomy places the organism in Eukaryota, Dinophyceae, Suessiales, Symbiodiniaceae. The record is from the annotation of a GenBank genome assembly.